Messenger RNA from Pieris macdunnoughi, 1479 nucleotides. The record is from the annotation of a GenBank genome assembly. Lineage: Eukaryota; Metazoa; Arthropoda; Insecta; Lepidoptera; Pieridae.
AUGUUUGAAAACACUUUAUCAAUCUUACCAAAACCUGUUAGAAUACAAUAUGAAACUUUGAUAGCACCCCUAAAUAGGAACAUUAAGCACAAUGUUCAGGAAGGAGGUAUCCAAACGAGGCCAUCACAAAGCAAUGGAUUGUGGUGCCAAUUUUUACUGCCGUCGGUACUCUGCAUGUACUUUAUCUUGGAAGAGGUGACACUAUUAUACAAGAUUAGUACUUUUCUCUCUUUGGGCUUGUUGUCUUACUGCUCUCUAUUUAUUCUUUUUCUAUCUCUGUCAAGUCUUGUUGUUAAAGAGCCAGUGUAUGGGGGAUGCUUAGCUUCAAGUCUUAUAUCUACAUUACUUCUAUAUAGUGUAUUGAAACAGAAUCUGUUGUUUUCCUUUAUGGUUUCAUCAGCAACUGUUCUAUCAUUUGUUUGGUUCCUCCGUUAUUCCUUGAUCAAGCUGCCAAAAACAUUUACAAUAGGGGAAAGCAUUAUAGCAAACCAGAGUGUAACACUGUUCUCAGUUAUAUCUAUUCUCUCUUCAAAUUGGAUGCUGAAGUCUUCAGAAAGAGAUGAAGAUACAUUUUUUAUUUAUGCUAUUGUCUUUACAGUUUUUAUGGCAGUAGGAUUAAUGAUUGUGGCCUUAUAUUCCCUAAAUGACACUCUGCAGAAUAUGAGAUCUUUGAUACAAAUCAUAGCAACAGGAGCUACAUUUGUGUUGAUUACACUACACUUUAUCAUCGGUGUGGAUUUUGUAAAUAAAAUUGUGAAAUUUAUAUUUUUCACAGGAUAUAGAAAAGAAAUAGUUACCUUCUGGCUGUUAUUAGUUGGUCUAUCAAUAAGCGCUUUGUCAAUGCGUACGAAAUUGGCAAUAAAAGCGACUACGGUGACAAGGAAGACUUUUCAUGUACUAGCAUCUCUGGUAUUCCUGUCCGGGAUUCUCUUUGAUAUUCAGUUGAUGCUUUUAGCUGCUGGAAUAGGACUUGGAGCUAUUAUUUUUGUUGAAGCAUUAAGAAAAAGUAAAAUAGAACCAGUUACAUCUGCAUUACAGGCUGCUUUCCUUACAUAUAGUGAUGAAAAGGAUUGCGGCACUUUUGCUAUGACACCUUUAUAUUUAUACGUCGGAUUAGCGUGUCCCUUAAUAUUGGUGCCGUCGUACAGCGAUGAUCAUAAACUCGAGCUUCUAAGUGGAGUGUUGUCGAUUGGAAUUGGAGACACAGCAGCCAGUUGGUUCGGUUCUCGGUUUGGUUUCAAUAAGUGGUCAGACAGUAACAGAACAAUGGAAGGGACCGCAUUUAAUAUUUUAUCCCAAAUAGCAACUGUUUACACUCUUAUUAUAUUUGAGUUGAUCAAUCCUAAGAAUGCUCUAGCACGCACUACGUUUGUGGCCACCGUAACGAGCCUAGUGGAAGCCCAAACUGACCAAGUUGAUAACCUUGUUCUGCCUUUAGUCAGUAUUGCCGCCUUUCAAAUAACACGAUUCGUUUUAUAA